AUGUUUGCUCGUGGAACUGCUGCACUACGGCGCUCACUAGUUGUGUCUCCAAUACAGACGACUUUACAAACCCAGGGCUAUACUCACAAGCCAAAAAUUCAACUGCCCAUAAAAAACAAGACAAAAGUGCAUGUACAACCAAUUGUACAAAACUGUGGUGGAGACCUCAUGCAUUGGAUGGGACCUGGGAGCCGCUUUCAAAUGUAUUGUUCAUUGCUUUUAUCUGGAAGUCUCGUCUACCAAGCUGAUGUCAAUGCUAAUCUAAUAGAAGUGUUGGCUACAAGUGGAGCCAUCUGCAGCGCGUCGAUGAUUGUUUUCUUUGGAGCGAAACGGCUUUGUGACAAGGUGGUGACGGACAUUGUAUCAUGUCGAAAAGUGGGUGACCCUGACGAGUUUGUGCGGGUGACGGUACUGGGUGUUGGGAAGAAAGUGGUGCUUGAGGCAUUGCCAAAAGACCUCAAGUUAUUGGGACAUGAUGGCAAGGACACGUACAGUUUUACAUUGGGCGGUCGAAGACUUGAAUUGGAUACGUCUACUGGCGAGUGUUUGAACCGUAAGGCGCUGAAUAUCCUGAUGCAGGGCAGGACGUUGGUUACAAGAAAAGACAAUCGCAGCAAGAAAAAAAUGCGUGGAUAA
Peronospora farinosa is the source of this 636-nucleotide messenger RNA. The record is from the annotation of a GenBank genome assembly. NCBI's taxonomy places the organism in Eukaryota, Oomycota, Peronosporomycetes, Peronosporales, Peronosporaceae.